GCUCCACUUGACAAAUCUAAACCUCGAGAAGGACCCAUUUCCCAUCCCCCUGUUUGCUCGUUUCACUUCAAGAGCAAAAGCAAAGCGAAGCCAGGAUGGGUUCGGUUUCACUGAAGAUCGGGGAUGGAACAGCAAGAUUCAAGCGAGCCACAGUUUGUUCUUUUGCUGUUAACAUUCUCAUGCUUUUCUCUGUUAUCAUCACCAAUCUCUUUGCUUUAUAUGCCUUCACUUACUCACCAAAACAAAACAUACCCAACCCUUUUCACCAUCCCCACAAGAACUUAUCUUUAAUCUCUCAACAUGUCUCUUUGAUUAUGAAAGAGAUCGAUUCUUCUCAAAGAAAGCUUGCCCAGAUGGAAAAACAGCUCCUUGGUUAUGACACCCUUGAUCUUUCAAGACCCAAUCUUGCAACUGAGCUCAAGUUUUUCCUUCAACACCAUCAGCUCCCUUUGGGGAAGGAUUCAAGAACAGGGAUCACCGAGAUGGUGGCUUCUGUGGGACAUUCCUGUGAGAAAUCUGCUGAUUUGUUGUCCCAGUACAUGAGUUACAAGGUUUUUGGACCUUGUCCUGAUGAUUGGAUUCUUGCUCAGAAGCUAAUAUUGAAGGGAUGUGAGCCUCUGCCUAGGAGGAGAUGCUUUGCCAAGACUGUUCCUAAGGUAGGCCUUACUUCUUUACCUGCUUCUCUUUGGAAACCUGUUGGGGAAAAGAUUUUGACUUGGAGUGGACUUGGUUGCAAGAAUUUCAACUGUUUGAAUAAUAAAAAAUUGAGUAAAGACUGUGCUGGUUGCUUUGAUUUGGUUAAUGAGACUCAAAAAUAUAUCAAGACUAGAACCAAGAAUGAUUUUCUUAUUGAUGAUGUGUUGGCUAUGGGGAGUGGUGGGAUCAGAAUAGGAUUCGAUAUUGGAGGUGGGUCUGGGACUUUUGCUGCUAGAAUGUCUGAGAAAAAUGUGACUGUCAUUACUAACACCCUUAAUAUUGAUGCACCCUAUGCUGAAUUCAUUGCUGCAAGAGGCCUUUUCCCUUUGUUUUUGAGUUUGGACCAUAGGUUCCCUUUCUAUGAUAAUGUGUUCGAUUUGGUGCACGCGACAAGCGGAUUAGAUGUUGGAGAUAAACCAGAAAAAUUGGAGUUCUUGAUGUUCGAUAUAGAUCGGAUCUUGAGGGCAGGCGGCUUGUUUUGGUUAGAUAAUUUUUACUGUGCGAAUGAUGAAAAGAAGAAGACCUUGACUCGAUUGAUCGAAAAGUUCGGGUAUAAGAAGCUGAAAUGGGUUAUAGGAGAGAAGAUAGAUGCUGGUGGAUCAGGAAAACCUGAACUUUAUCUUUCUGCUGUUUUACAAAAGCCAGUGAGAGUCUAAUGGUUGCUAGGUAAGAUUAUUUGUUGGAAUUUUGUAGCUUUAUCCAUACAAAAUUUGUAAGCUUUUUUGCCUUGCAUACCCU
Messenger RNA from Hibiscus syriacus, 1434 nucleotides. RefSeq lists its product as uncharacterized. Gene Ontology annotation, molecular function: methyltransferase activity. The coding region runs from base 96 to 1352 and encodes 418 amino acids. The record is from RefSeq and is a predicted model, not a curated record. The transcript has a single exon. NCBI's taxonomy places the organism in Eukaryota, Viridiplantae, Streptophyta, Magnoliopsida, Malvales, Malvaceae.